AUGCACCCAUUAAACCCUUUUCUCCGUGCCUUCUUCCGCAGUACUAUUCCUGCACAAUGCGUCCCAAUUCAGAACCAUGUCCUUCUUGUACCCAUUACUGAAUCGCUUGUGAAUGCGCUAGACCGAGAUUCGAACCUGACGUAUGCCGAUAUUGUUGCGUCAGAGGAGUUCCUGGGAAGCCAUGUCUUGCGCAUCACUACCCCUAUCGGCUCGCCUGCAAGUAAGGAUGGAUUGAGUGUACGGGAUAGUCGGGGGAAGGCAAGGCAAAUUACGACAGUAAAUGGCCGGACUGUGGUGAUCAAGGAAACAUUGGUGUAUAGCAAUAAAGGGUUUAAGACGUUGAACCAAGCGCAGUUACUGUCCGAUAUACUUUACUAUACCUCAAACAACGAAUCGCAGCCAUGGCUGAUAUAUUAUAUCUCGCGCCCGUUGAUUGGCACUUUCCAGCCUAUCAGGAUUUCACCUGCUGUUGUCCCCGGCCUUUUGCCAAAACCUGCGGAAUCCCCUAAAGGAGGAAAUCCAAAUGAAAACCACGCGUCGCAUUUCUCGAAGAAAGAGAUCAAGUCGUUUGCAGAAUUGCUAGCAAAUUUCCCGAUGAUUGCGCGGCAAAUGCAACCUGGGUUGGAAAGGGUGUUUCGAGAGUUUGGCAAAGAGCUUGGGAAGCCAUUGCCGCCACCACCGUCCUCCGUAUCAUCUCCAGCCAUGUCAGGCCUGGAAGCGCAUGACGAGACUACGGAACCUGAACCUUGGCGAAGUAGAUCGCUUGCAAAUGUGUUGCCGAUAAACGAAGAAAGCCUUCCUUUCAACUCUUCAGACCAUUUUGAGGACGACGAAGAUCUUUUGAGGAGGGCUUUAGAAACAGCGGUUACCACUGCAAUUGAUCUGUUUCGACUAGUCGAUAAACAGCAGCUUUCACUGUUAGGGGCAACAACCGAUUUAACGGGCUCCCUGGUUGAACGCCUCAUCGAAAAACAUGUGGCACAACAAGUCCAUGAUUCAUUAUUAUUUCCUCGACUUUGUGGCUACCGCCAGGGGGAGGAUGCAGAGUUAGAUGCUCGUAUUCGUCAAAUGGAGAAUAUUGAUGUUUCGCAAGUUGGGAUUGUUAUUGAGGGUGGCCGCCAAGGGAAACAGGAGCUCAUUCACCGUCUUGAAAGAGGCGUGGAUGAAUUUCGAAGAAUAGCAGAUGCAAGAUGUCCUCAGGACAUGCUCGAAAUUUUGCUGGCAACUAUUAAACUCGUGACGGUAAUGGAAACCCCUUCCUUGCCAAAUAACGAAGAUUCAUAUGGCCACUGCGAGAAACAACGCUCUGUGCUUGCAAUGAAUGCAGAUGUUUUAGUUUCAUUAUUACUUGUGGUUAUUAUCCGGUCACAAGUUCGAAACCUUCAAGCCAGGCUUUUAUACAUGCAACAGUAUAUCUAUACUGAUGAUGUUGAAAGUGGAGAAUUUGGAUACGCUUUGAGCACUUUCGAAGCCGUUUUAAGUUACCUGCUGAGAGAUUCAAGAGCUCUUAGGCGAGCAAGCGCUCGAAACAAACGACUUUGGACCGCUACAAAAGCCGGAAGGAUUUCGGAGAUAAAAGCAAUACUAGAUCCAGAUAGCCUCCAAGAUACCCCUGCUGACGAUAAUGGCGAUGAAGACGGGAUUCCGAGUUUACCAAACGUCGAAGACUGUGACACCUCGCAGCACAUAUCUACUCAAAAUUCAUAUAUGAACGGCACUAUUACCGAGCCAGUUAGUAAAGACCAACACCCAACGCCUGAAACACCAUCACUUUCUCACGUUUUCCCCUUUCAAACUUGGUCUAGAACCUCUCCUUCAAGACCCCAUACGCAAACGCGAAAAAAGGUUUCCAUGGAUAUGCGGAGUCUCUCAGAGUCAUCGACAGUGUCCAUUCUUUCUCGAACGACAACAAUCGGUUCAACAGCCAGCGCACUGGAAGGAGAUACGUCCAUUGAAAGCCUCACAAAAACACAGGAUCCGGCGGGCGACUCCGUCCCAAUGAUGGCAGUUGAAGCGCGCCAACCGGAGGCACUGAAGUUCUUACUUAGCUGCGAAGAAUAUUAUCCCCUCGAAAGCAUACUGGAAGAUACCAACAGUGACGGAACGACAUUACUGAGCGCCGCUGUGCAGCUUGCGCACACCGAAUUAGUUGAUAUAAUUCUGGAUUUCGUAUCGCAAACGUGUGAUUCUCGAUACUAUGCGAAAGCCGACCGGAGAGGCCGGACAGUCGCUCACUAUCUUUUCUGUGUUCCUUCGCUUAUGUCUCGAUUGGGGUGCGCUCUUCCAUGGCGACAAAAGGAUAAAAACGGACAGACACCUCUUUUUGCCCUCUGCAGGUCGUAUGACCAUCCCGACUAUAGUUCCAUGGUAAAUGAAGCAUUAACAGUCGCACAAAAAGCACAAGGCGACGGCAAACCUCUGAGGCUAGAAGACCAUGUUGACGGGAAAGGAAACACUCUCUUACAUGUUGUUAGCGAUUCACGGAUAAUUGUUAGGAUCCUCAAAGAGUGUGAUUGUGACCCCAAUGCUACAAACGAUAAAAAGUUUACACCAUUAAUGAUGGCAAGUAAAUACGGCCGUGUGGAUCUAGUGCGAAUAUUUUUGGGAGAUCCACGAGUCGACGUCCAUGUCCGAGAGAUGCGAGGCCUCACCGCAGUCGAGUUGGCGAAGGACGACGAAGUCCGCAACCGAAUUGACGAUUUAAUACUCUUCUCCAAUGCCCCUUCUUCUAAUAGUGACCCUUCAGGGAGGAUCACAACAGUUGUACGAUCGUUGUUUGUCGAAGACGCUAGUGUCCGUUUUAUAAUUAAAUCUGGUGCCCCCAGCCUUGAAAGAUCAUCUCAAAGCGCAUCACCGCAAGAUGUCAUGGCAUACACAAUAACAACCUGUCGUCGGAGCAUAGCCGAUUUCGAGAAUCUCGUAAAGUUCCUCAAAAUUGAGCACCCAGCAUCAUACAUUCCAGAAUCCCCCGAAUUCCGCACUCCGUUUCAAAUACCAUCAAAACCUUCAAGAGCUGUCCUACAUGACGUUCAGGAGCGUCUAGACCUGCUUUUAAAAAUCUUACUAUCCCAUCCUACAUUCUCCACCCACGAGAUGCUCUGGGAAUUUUUCCUCGUCCCUGAAAUGCAAACGGAGAUGAUAGAAGACAGAUCCCGUCGAAAAGCUGAAGCACUUGCAGAGACAAUUGCCGACGACUACGAACCAGUAACUAAAGAAGGGAUCCGUGAUGUUGAGCAGAUUGUGUCUCAUGCGCAGGACGCAGUCAGGGCCGUCAACGCUGCCACCCGCAGCCUUAUUCGUCGUGGCCACCUUCUCCAGCAUGCAUAUUCCGACUUUGCAGACUCAGUCGUUCUCUGUGCAUAUGCCAUUUCAUCACUUCAACCCCCUUCCAAUUCCCUUCCAACCUCACACGUGGAAACCUUUGCCCGCUACGCCGCCUGCAUCUCCACAUCCUCCAUAGAUUCCUCCCCAUUAAUGCAAUUCCUCAUCACCCUGACAUCAUCGCACAGUACCACAACUGCUGUCCUAGAAGCCCUCGCGCGACCAGGAAAGCUCAUCUCCAAUCUCAACAUUGAAAUUCGUGACCUGACAAGGGCACAUUCGUCGCUUUCGUUUUCGUCUGUCCCGCGGAAAUUCAACUUCCCAGGCCUGGAGGAAUCGCGACAAAAAUCGAUGCGUGAUCUGGAACAGAAAAUCACAGAGUCGACGGCCGAGGUUGAACAGUUGGAAAAGGAGAUAUCGUGGAAUAAGGAUGUGGUUGUUGGUGAGCUGGCUGGCUGGACGUCGUGGAGGGAAAAAGUUGGGAGGGACGCCAUUCGGGCUUUCGUUAAAACUACGUUGGUUAGGGAGGAGGAGAGAUGUAGGGGGUUAGAAAGAUGUUUGAGGAGUGUUAGGGGUAAAUAG
Molecule: messenger RNA, 3903 nt
Organism: Paracoccidioides brasiliensis Pb18
Exons: 3
Coding region: 1-3903 (1300 amino acids)
Biological process (GO): early endosome to late endosome transport
Cellular component (GO): tubular endosome; transport vesicle; plasma membrane
Molecular function (GO): SNARE binding; phosphatidylinositol binding; guanyl-nucleotide exchange factor activity
Source: RefSeq, a predicted model, not a curated record